GGGGAGGGGGCGGCCCGCGUCUCCCCCGCCCCCCAGCUCCCAGUCGGGCCCGUGGCCGCGCCUGGGGGUCCCUCCUGCCUCCCCCCACUGCCCGGACCCCCCGGCCCCCUCCAAGGGGAUCGCCCUGCUGCAGCGGGGCCCCCCUCCCUGGAAUGGAGGGGGGAGCUGGCCUGGGGCCCUGUGUGCCCCCACCUGCUUCAGGCUCCGAACCCCCUUCGUGGGGGGCUGACCCCCCAGCUGCAUUGGGGGAGAGAAAAGGGGGCCAGGGUCACUAGGGGUAUUCUUGAGAUGGGGGGUCCCUCCUCUCCAGGCCCCGCCCCUCGGACCCCCCCGCCCCACCUGCGCAGAGGGGCAGGCGGGUGUUCAAUCGGGGAAGCUGCUCCCCCUCGCGCAGGCGGCUGCACCUGUGGAAUAGCUGCCUGUUGCUAAGGCGCGCUCCGCCGGCCUCCCCUGGGGGGGCCCUCCUGUUUGUUUGUUUGUGUGCGUCUCUCUCUCUCUCUCUCUCUCUCUCUCUCUCUACAUUGAGCUCUCUCCCCAUAGAGCUCCCUGGCCCCGCCCCUCCACAGGCCCCGCCCCUGCGGCGCAGGCCCCGCCCCCGCCAGCCCGCUUCCUGCGCGCCGCGGCCGUUGCCAUGGAGGGGCGUGGCUGCCUGCGGCGCGCGCGCGCACUCACGCUCGCCCUCCCGCCGACGCUCCUUCCGGCGGAGGCGGUCUCGGGCGCCUUCUUUGGCGGCGCGCGUGCGCAGUGCGUCGUCCGCGCCGGCCGCGCGCCAAGGGGCGACUUAGGGGCGGAGCCGGCGCGAGGUUGUGCGGCGACGCGGCCUGGCCGUUGGCGUAAUACGAAGAGGGCGGGUCCGGCCCGCGUGACGGGCGGCCGCGGAUUGGUCUCCUCCUCUCGCCGCCUCGCCAUUGGCUGCCGGGCGGCGCCGCGGGGGAGGACGGGAGCUGCCCGUUUGAAUCCGAGGGCGGUUGGGUCGGAGAGGGAAAAGGACGGCGAGGAGGAGCAGAAGGGCGUCGAGCGCGGCGCCGGUGAGGCCUCUGGGGCGGGCAGAGGGGCGCCUUCCUCAGGCGGGGGGGACCAGCCAAGCGCACGGGGCGCUUCCGUCUCUGCCGAGCCCCAGCAGCGGCGCUCUUCCUGGAGAUCGGGGGAGGCAACCGGGGGCCGGAUCCGGCCCAGUCGCCUUCUCAAUCCGGCCCGCGGAGGGGCCGGCACUCAGCGUGCUUUGACAUGCGUAGAAUGUGUCCUUUCGUUUAAAAUGCGUCUCUGGGUUCUCUGUGGGGCAGAGGAAUUCGUUCUCCCCCCCCCCCAUAUAGUCCGGCCCCCCCCAAGGUCUGCGGGACAGUGGACCGGCCCCCUGCUGAAAAGGUUUGCUGACCCCUGUCGAGCCUCCAGGCCCAGAGGCAGCCUAUCUCGAUGCCUUGGUGCUGGGGGGCAGCUGGACUAGCGGGGCCUCCUUUGACCUUGCAGGCUCGGCUUCAUUUCUUUGGCCUGCCACUGGCGUCCUGGCGGCUGAAGGUGUCUUGCUUCUCCCAGAAGGCCUUGCCUGGAGCUGAUGGAUGGUCCGCCUCCCGUGAGUCCCUUCCGGGGGUCUGGGGGCUUCUCUCUCCCGCCUGCCUCGGGCUUCGACACCCCCCUCCACCCCGCUUUUGUGAUUCUUGCAUUGCAGGGAGUGGGGGCCCCUUCCGACUCAACGACCCUCCGUUUCUCUCUCUCUUGCACCCCACCUCAGUUACCACUCAGGGAGCAGAAGAUGAACUCGGAGGAAAAAAGUUUCCUGCUGCCAAAAGGCCCCUCCCGGCUCCCUGUGUCUGGGGUGCGCCUCAAGCGCCCGGCCAGCGAUGAGAAUGAGCCCCCCAAGGUGGACCGGGUGAGUUCUCAAGCCCCUCCCUUCUGCUGCAUGGGGUGUAUGAAUGGGGCAUUGCCAUUUCCAGCAGAGAGGGACGUUGAAUAGAAUCAGUGAGGUGGUCAGGGACCCCUGCAGGGCAUCCAGCCUGGCCCUGGAGAAUAACAAACAGCUGCCCUUUCCUUCCUGCCAGAAACGGGCUCGGGGUCCCCUGGACCCUCCCAAGCGGGGAGGACCUGUGACAGCAGCCCCCUCCUUUCCGAAGCCUCCGCCAGCGGCCCCUGGGCUCCGAGGCCACCGCCAGGCCGGUAAGCUCUGAUCGGGGGGCGGGGCAGAACCUGGGGAGCCCUUCUGGACUUUGCUGUAACACAGCUUUCUUGGCAGGGGGGCGCCGUCGCUCGAGCACUCGGACACGGGGGACUGCGGGUGUGGCAGGGCCAUCCAUCACAGGUAGGCAGCGGGCUGCAGAAGUGUCCCUGUUAAGGGUGCCAUAUCAUACCUGUAAGGAAUUGAUCAUUUAGAGAAGCAGCACCCAUCGUGUUAUUUUUCAAAAAUAUUAUAAAUAUUGUUGUAUUGAUUUCCAUUACAGUGGUGCCUUGCUUCUCAAACGGCUUACUUGUUGAACAAAUUGGCUCCUGAACGCCGGAAACCUGGAAGUAAGCGUUCCGGUUUGCGAAUCUUUUUUAGAAGCUGAGCGUCCGACACAGCUUCCGAAUGAGUGCAGGAUGCUCCUGCAGCCAAUUGGAAGCCGUCCCUUGGUUUGCGAAUGGUUUCGGGAGUCUUGGACUCCUGGAACGGAUGAAGUUCGAGAACCAAGCCACCACUGUAUAAAAAAAAAUGGCAUUGCAUAGCUAACCUAUGGAACUUCCGUCCACAGGAGGUAGUGAUAGCUACUAACUUGGAUGGCUUUACAAGAGGAUUAAACAGAUGCACGUCCGAGAGGGCAAUCAGUGGCUACUAGCUGUGAUGUCUGCUCUGCUUCUAUGGUUGGAGGCAGAAAUUCUUCUGGAUACCUGUUGCUCGAAGCCACAAAGGGGGAGGGGGCUCUUGGGCUUGAAUCCUGCUCUCUGGUUUCCCACAGGAAACUGGCCACUGAGAACAGGAUGCUGGACUAGACAGGCCCCUUGGGCCUGAUGCAGUUAUGUUCUUACAACACCAGGCAGCUAUCUUUGCUGGACUCUUUUUGGCACCUGCUGAAGCCAUUUCAGUUUUGGCAAGCUGAUUCAGACGUGUAGAACGUGGGUGCCCCGUAAUCCUGCAUCUGGUGCCCCUUUAACUUGUGUGCAUUCAGUGUAGGAAACAAUAUAAAAAGUUUGGAGAGGGGCUGGGAAAAAUGCUCUGGCAAUCCCGCCCACCAUUAAACCCAGCAUAUUUCAGCUAUAUGCGAUUUUGACUUUAGGCACAAUCCGUGGAAUGGAACCCCCACAUAGGUCGCUUUAAUCUGUCUUGAGUCCCUUGCUGAUUUUAUGUUUUGAAGUAUUACUAUUGUUUGGAGAUAUUUCAUGAAGCAACGGAGGGGAGACAGGGUCCCCUUGGGAAUCCUUUCACUGCUUCAUGGCUCAUUCCUUGUUUCCCAGCAGGAUCCCGUCGGACGGUGGCUGCGGCAGCCCCUAAGCCAGGUAAGGCCUGGAGAAGGGAGGGAGGUGCCCCCUCCUGUGCCAUCCUUGAGCCGCCACUGGGACCAUCACACUGUCCUCUCUAUCCCUCUCCCCUUGGCAGCCGCUGCUCCUGCCGCUGCUGGUGGGGGUGAGAAGAAGCGGGCCCCCUGGGACUUGAAGGGGCAAGUGAGCGACUUGCGGGCCAAAGUGGGGACCUACAAGGAGAAGGCCCAGGGGCUAGCCGGGGAGAAUGAGGCCUUGAGGCAUCAGCUGAACCAGCUGGAGAGGGAGCUGAAGCAGGCGACGGCCCGCAGCCAGCAGCUGGAGGGGCAGAACAGGUGAGUGAGCGGCAGCCUGAGAAGGGCAUGGCGGGCUCCUUCUGCUACUCCUGCUGCAGGAUCUGACCUCUGCCCUACCCUCUCUUUGCAGUGCCUUGGCCUUGGAGCUGCAGACCUGCCAAGCGCAGGCCACAGAGAGCCUGCAGAGGGUGGAGCAGCUGGUGGAGCGGGAGCAGCAGCUGCAGGAGACCGUCAAGAGCCAGGGCCAGACAAUCCGGGAGCUGGAAACCGCUGGCCGCAAAGCCAGGGAGGCCAAGGAGGAUUUGGCUGCCCAGCUGGAGGCCAGAGAGGUGAGUGGGGGCUGGGGACCCUUCCACCCACCCUUUAAUGGAGGUGCUUGGAAUCCCAAGGUGAGGUGAGGAAUCCUUGGGACUAGCCAACAUCUGCUUGUGACUCCUGCAUUGCAGCGGGUUAGACUAGAUGUCCCUUAGGUACCCUUCUGAUUCCACAAUGCCAGAAUCAAUAUCAAAGUUAAGGGGUGGGUCCUCAGCCCCAGAAAAGAGAACUAGAUACCUUAAAAAAAAAUUUUUUUAAAAAAUUAUUAAAUAUUUUCAACAUAUAACAUAAUACAAACCAAACUAGUUUAAAAAAAGAUAAUAAGAUGAAAGAAAGACAUUGCAAACACUUUUGUAAAUCAAGAAUUUUUAAAUAAAAGAUAAUAAGAAAUACAGGAAAAAGCAAUAAAAGGUGGGAAUAUAAGGAGAAAAAGAAAGAAAAUAAAUAAAAACCACAACAAUAAUAGUAAUAAUCACAAUAAAACACAAAAUUUUAUGUGUCUAGCCCUCUAUCAUAAUUAUAUCCUAAUUUUCAAUCCCCAUACAGAUAAGUGUAUCCCUCUCAGCUCUCUCUGGAAGUGCUUCCCCUUUUCUCAGCCUCACACCCUGUUUCUCACACAAGUCCCUUUUCUAUCCAUCGCAAGAGGGACCUAGAUAUUUGUCUGGUGGAAUUGCUAACCUCUGCUGUGUCUGUUCCUGCUGGUGCUUUUCCUUUCCCAGCUGAGGAAGCCUGCGUUUGCCUCCUCCUCCCUCAGUGAGCCUGUGGCGCUCCUAAUCUGUUGCCUGGCUGAGAGGGCGGGUGGGCGGCUCUGGGUUUGAGGUGGACCGUCCCUCACUGCCCCUGGGGUUUCUCUGACGCAGGCGGCACUGGGCCUGGCGCAGGAGAGCCUGGCCCAGCGGGCGCAGGAGAAUGAGGCGCUGGCAGCACGCAAGGCCCAGCUGGAGCAGAAGCUGCACGAGUCAGAGAUGGAGCGGCGCUCCCUGCACAACGCCGUCCAGGAGCUGAAGGUGGGCCGGUGGUGGUGGUGGGGCUGGCGCUGGGGGUCCCUUUGUGGGGCUGGGUGCUGAUGAGUCCCCGCUCCCUCCAGGGCAACAUCCGUGUCUUCUGCCGCGUGCGCCCCCUGCUGAGCAGCGAGAAAGAGGCACAGAAGCAGGGGAUGAGCCACCUGCGCUUCCCGCCAGACGACAGCAAGAGCCUUGUCUUAUCCAAGGCGGAGGAGGUCAGUCUGGGGUGGGGGGACAAGGUGGUUGUCGAAGUCUUGGUGGCAUCUUGGGCUGUCACAGUUGCCAGGGGACGUCAGGAAGUCUCAACCUGCCGCAAAGCCUGCCGAGAGCCAGUGUGGUGUAGUGGUUAAGAGCGGUAGAUUCGUAAUCUGGUGAACCGGGUUCGAUUCCCCGCUCCUCCACAUGCAGCUGCUGGGUGACCUUGGGCUAGUCACACUUCUCUGAAGUCUCUCAGCCCCACUCACCUCACAGAGUGUUUGUUGUGGGGGAGGAAGGGAAAGGAGAAUUAGCCGCUUUGAGACUCCUUAAAGGGAGUGAAAGGUGGGAUAUCAAAUCCAAAUUCUUCUUCUUCUUCAAAUAAGCCAGUGUUGUUCCUGCAAUGACCUUUUACAGCAGGGUGGUUCAGGAGCAACCCAAAUGUUGAUGGCCAGCCCAAGGCCAACAGACCCAAUGCCAGCUGAAGGAUGUGUGUGUGAGAGAGAGCAUUGUGGCCCCGGGAGAGCUGGCCAAGCGGGAACGCGGCCCCUGUCACCGCUUAGUCAGUAGAGCAUGAGGCUCAUAAUCUUAGAGUUGUGGGUUCAAGUCUUGCUUGGGGGGUGGACUAGAUGAGCCUUGUGGGUCCUUCCAACUCUGCAAUUCAUUGAUUCUCUGCCAGUCCCACGUUGGCCGGGAGCGAAAAGAGGACAUUGUCUAUGAGUUCAACUUUGACCAGGUCUUCCCUCCGUCCAGCUCCCAGGAGGAGGUCUUUGAGGAGAUCUCUCUGCUUGUGCAGGUAAGGAAAAGCAUUUUAUUCUGUGAACCACCCUGAGAUCUUUUAAUGAAGAGCAGCACAUAAAUAAAUUAAAUAAAGAUAUAAAAUAAAUACAUUAAGGGGGGAAGCGGCCCAGUUCUUCUAGUUUGUUAUUAUGUUGAGUAUGGUACAGUUGUAUCUUGGUCCUCAAAUGCCUUGGUACUCGUACAGUUUGGCUCCUGAACGCUGAAAACCUGGAAGUAAGUGUUCCAAUUCCCAAACAUUCUUUGGCAGCCUUAGACUCGGUUCGACAACCAAGGUGCCACUGUAUUAUGAUGAUGAUCAUGGUGAUGAUUACCCUGCUGAUUUGGCUGGUUUGUCCUGUGAGCCUUGGCUGAAGGAUGGUUUGGAAAUUUCAUCUAGAGUGGCUGUUCCCUCUGGAGGCAGGUAGGGUCUGGUGGACGCCUGCAUGACGGCUUCCCUUCCUCCCCGCAGUCAGCCUUGGACGGCUACCACGUCUGCAUCUUUGCCUACGGGCAGACGGGGAGCGGCAAGACGUACACCAUGGAGGGCCCCGACUGCCAGGACCCUUCCACGGCCGGCAUGAUCCCCCGCGCAGUGCAGCAGAUCUUCGAGAAAGCCCGGGAGAUGGAGGCCAAAGGCUGGAAGGUGGGGGGCAGAGAGGGAAAGUGGUCCAAAGGGGGUGGAGGGGCGAGGAAGCCGCAGGAGACACCCGCUGCAUUCACUCGCCAUGCUGCAAUUGCCAGGGUGGUUUCACACUGGGCAUGGGAGCUCCCAGAGAGGGCACUGGUGAGAGAGGUUCUCCCAAGCCCUCUGAGCACUCGGGGAGGGGGCUGCCUCUUUCACCCUCACCCGCCCCACAGGAUGGUGAGACCGCCAGUGUUUUUCUGCAGGGCCUUCCGCUCAGCCUCACAAGAUCCUCUGAACACCCGAGGGCUGGCCUGUCUGAAUUCCUAGGCCUCGCCUUUGGAAGCCUCCUCUGCAGGCCAUCUUGGAAUAGCCAUGCCAGUUAGUCCCCGAGUCUGAGCUGGGAGCGAUGUACCGGAUGGGCACGCGCCACCCCAGCCGCCUUCCCUGCUAUGAUCCUGCCCCUCUUCCUGUCUCCUCCCAGUACCAUUUCACUGCCAACUUCCUGGAGAUCUACAAUGAGUCUCUGCGGGACCUGCUGGUGUUGCGCCCUGAGCGGGGCUCCGAGCUGGAGAUCCGGCGAGUGAGCCAGUGCACGGAGGAACUGCACGUCCCCAACCUCUGCUACGUCCCCGUUGCUUCGGAGCAAGAGGUACCGCGGUUGGGGGGGGGCAGCUGUCUGGGAUUUUCCAGGGGGGUUCCAGCGGUGCAGGGGUUGGGUAGAUGACCUCUGGGAUCCCCUUCCAACACUACUAUUCUUCCACUCUGCACUGUGUCCGGCCUCCAGCCUGCUUGCAAGGGGUGGAGGAGAGGCAGAAGCCAGAGAACCAGCCCCACUGUGACCCAUUUUAGGGCCUUGGUCUGGGGACAAGGCAGCCAGAGUGUGUCUGCAUCCAAAGCCUCUGAGGGGAGGAGCAGAGUGAGGAAGAUGGGGUUGGGCUAGAUGACCCUGGGGGCUCCCCUCCAACUUUGCAGUUCUCUGAGAGGCUUCUGUCUCCCGCUGUUGUAUGAAGGCAGGCAAUGGUAGAAACUCCAAUAUAGAAGCUAGGCACCAAGCGGCUCCUUAAACCAAGGUUAAACUCACCCAAAUGGAAUGUCUAGUUGCCAUUUUGGGGCCAGGCGGUUCUAAAGUCUUAUUUUUCAAAUGAUGGACUGAUUGACUGAUUCUCAGUUAAACAUCUGGCUAGUUCAGAUGACCACCUUGAGCUGGGAUUGGGGCAGUCCACAUAUCUUGGCCUAUUCCAACUUCUUUUUCUUAACAGUACAUUCAGAAUAUAAUAAUAUUCUUUGCAACUGAGAGUGGGGCCGUGGGGGCGGGGGAGUGAAGUCAAGUGAGAACAAUGAACUGACAUUGUUCACUGCUCCUGCUCAGGCUGCUGAGAGAAACCAUUUUGAUUCCUGAUACUCACUCUGAUUGUGCAGCUAAAAUGUAAUGGAUAGAAUUCUACAGGAUGAGGUACUAGUGUGUGGGAACAGUCUAGCUCCAAGGAUUCCCAGGCUUGCCCCUCCAGGUGGGGAUGUCCAACGCCAUCUGGCGCCCGGGCAUCUCAGUUUGGUCGCAAGUAGCCAAUAGCCAGGGGGGAAAUGUGCCCGGCUAGCCUCUUCACGCUGUUUGCCGGGGGCUGGCUAGGGCCAGAUGAUCUCAGGGGUCCCUUCCGACUGCCAUUCUCCGCUUCCUGCCCCCUGCUUGCCCCCUCAGGUGCUGAAGCUGCUCCAGAGGGCCAAAGCCAACCGCUCGGUGGCCAAGACCCAUCUCAACGAGCGCUCCUCCCGCAGCCACAGCCUCUUCCAGCUGCGCAUCGAGGGCCACAACGCCAACCGGGAGCUGCACACCUCCUGUGAGUGUAGCCGGCGCCACAAUCCCCUGCCGAAACCCUUCGCCGGAGGCCUCUGUCCCUGCGCUCCCUUGCUCCCCCUCUUCUAGGCCAGGCCCUCUGUCCCUGGUCCCCAGCACCCCUCGGGGGAGAUGGGGGCACCCACCCUCACUCCUCCUUUGUCCCCCCGGCAGCCGUGCUGAGCUUGGUGGACCUGGCUGGCAGCGAGCGCCUGGACAGGUCCCUCUCCACAGGUGACCGCCUCAAGGAGACCCAGGCCAUCAACAGCAGCCUCUCCAACCUGGGCUUGGUCAUCACCGCCCUCAGCAACAAGGUAGGCGGGAGAGGGGGUCAUGCGUGCCUCUGGGUGGGAGAGUCCCGGCCAGCCAUGGGGCAGUCCUUCACAGCCCCCCAGCCGGCCUCCUGCAGUGCACUGGUCUUCUGCGAGGGUGAGGAUGUGGCGUCCACCGCUGUCUCACGUGUGGGGUGCCCACCUGUCAGGGGCUCUAGAACUGUGAUUCCUUCCAACUCUACAAUUCGAUCAGGAAUGGGACAGCCUCACGAUGCUGGCUGGCGAAACCGGCCUGCCCUAAGUGGGGAGGAGGGGCCCCCCAACAUUUCCCCUUCCUGCACCCUUCCUUGUCCGCUUCCUUUGCCCCCUUGCAGGAGGCCCAUGUGCCCUACCGGAACAGCAAGCUGACCUACCUCCUCCAGAACUCCUUAGGCGGCAAUUCCAAGAUGUGAGUCGGCAAGGAGGGAGUUGAUGGCUCCCCCUCCCCUUUGACGCCUGGUCUGCACUGUCCUGCCAGGAACGCAGGGGGUUGGGCUAGAUGACCCCUUUCAACCCAGACGUCUCUGACAGGGGUUCCAUGCAUCUGUUUCUCCUCACCCUCCUGCCUUUUCCCCCAGGCUGAUGUUCGUUAACAUCUCGCCCUCGGAGGAGAACUUUGCCGAGUCCCUCAAUUCCCUUCGCUUUGCCAGAAAGGUAAGUGACUGCAGCAUCCGGCUGGGGGGCGGGGAGGUCCCUUUCUCUGGGCUGAAGGUGCAUCCUGACUGUAGCUGGAUGGAGGAGGUGUCGGCGGCAGCAGCAGCUGUGGGGACCAGUUUCUGGACCCCAAAAUCUGCCCGGUCUUGCCUUGCAGGUCAAUGAAUGUGUCAUUGGCACAGCGUCAAAUCGGAAGUGAGGGCGGCGGAGGCGGCUGGUCUUUCUGCUUCUCGGAUAGCGACCCCAUUCUUACUCUUUUGUCUUUUAAAGUCUUGAUACUUUUUUUGUAAUAAAUGUUUAUAUUUCUGAAUUUA
This is a messenger RNA of Podarcis lilfordi (Lilford's wall lizard), 9769 nucleotides long. The record is from the annotation of a GenBank genome assembly. NCBI's taxonomy places the organism in Eukaryota, Metazoa, Chordata, Lepidosauria, Squamata, Lacertidae.